Molecule: messenger RNA, 2640 nt
Organism: Carlito syrichta (Philippine tarsier)
Lineage: Eukaryota; Metazoa; Chordata; Mammalia; Primates; Tarsiidae
Gene: NAALAD2
Product: N-acetylated alpha-linked acidic dipeptidase 2
Exons: 19
Coding region: 68-2287 (739 amino acids)
Molecular function (GO): carboxypeptidase activity
Source: RefSeq, a predicted model, not a curated record
CUCUAUCCUCCGCAGCCCCAGCGCUAGCGAACGCCGCCGGCGCUUCGAGCCCGGUCCCCGAGAAGCCAUGGCGAAGUCCAAGGGCCGUCAGUACCUUUGGAUGUGCUUGGCUGCGGCGCUGGCGUGUUUCCUGGCGGGGUUCAUGAUGGGCUGGUUUAUUAAGCCUGUCAAAGAAACAGCCACUUCAGACCGCCAUCAUCAAAGCAUACGGUGGAAACUGGUAUCCGAAAUGAAUGCUGAAAACAUUAAAUCAUUUCUCCGUUCUUUUACAAGACUUCCUCAUCUGGCAGGAACCGAACAAAAUUUGCUGCUUGCCAAGAAAAUCCAAACCCAGUGGAAGACGUUUGGACUAGACUCAGCCAACUUGGUUCAUUAUGAUGUUCUCUUAUCUUACCCUAAUGAGACAAAUGCCAAUUAUGUAUCAAUUGUGGAUGAACAUGGAAUUGAGAUUUUCAAUACCUCGUGUCUUGAACUACCACCUGAUGGAUAUGAGAAUGUUACAAAUAUUGUACCACCAUAUAAUGCUUUCUCAGCCCAAGGCAUGCCGGAGGGAGAUCUUGUCUAUGUGAAUUAUGCGCGUACUGAAGACUUUUUCACACUAGAAAGAGAGAUGAACAUCAACUGUACUGGAAAGAUUGUUAUUGCAAGAUAUGGAAAAAUCUUCAGAGGAAAUAAAGUUAAAAAUGCCAUGUUAGCAGGAGCCAUAGGAAUCAUCUUGUACUCAGAUCCAGCUGACUACUUUGCCCCUGAGGUACAGCCAUAUCCCAAAGGGUGGAAUCUUCCUGGAACUGUGGCCCAGAGAGGAAAUGUACUGAAUUUGAAUGGUGCUGGUGACCCACUCACUCCAGGCUAUCCAGCGAAAGAGUACACCUUUAGACUUAAUGUUGAAGAAGGAGUGGGAAUCCCCAAAAUACCUGUACAUCCUAUUGGAUAUUAUGAUGCAGAAAUAUUACUACGCCAUUUGGGAGGAGCUGCUCCACCAGAUGAGAGCUGGAAGGGAACUCUUAAUGUGAGUUACAAUAUUGGGCCUGGCUUUGCAGGAAGUUAUUCUUACAGGAAAGUUAGAAUGCAUAUUCAUAACACCAAUAAAAUUACAAGAAUUUACAAUGUAAUUGGAACUAUCAGAGGAUCUGUAGAGCCUGACAGAUACGUCAUUCUGGGAGGUCACCGGGACUCCUGGGUGUUUGGAGCUAUUGACCCAACCAGUGGGGCUGCUGUUUUGCAAGAAAUUGCCCAGAGUUUUGGAAAAUUGAUGAGUAAAGGCUGGCGACCAAGAAGAACUAUUAUUUUUGCCAGCUGGGAUGCAGAAGAAUUUGGACUUCUGGGUUCCACAGAAUGGGCAGAGGAGAAUGCAAAAAUACUCCAGGAGAGAAGUAUUGCUUAUAUCAACUCAGAUUCAUCUAUAGAAGGCAAUUUUACUCUCAGAGUUGACUGUACACCCCUUCUUUACCAACUGGUGUAUAAACUGACAAAGGAGAUUCCCAGCCCUGAUGAUGGUUUUGAGAGUAAAUCACUUUAUGAAAGUUGGUUGGAAAAAGACCCUUCUCCUAAAGAUAAAAAUUCUCCUAGAAUCAAUAAAUUGGGAUCUGGAAGUGAUUUUGAAGCUUAUUUUCAAAGACUUGGAAUUGCUUCUGGCAGAGCUCGCUACACUAAGAAUAAGAAAACAGAGAAGUACAGCAGCUAUCCAGUAUACCACACAAUUUAUGAGACAUUUGAAUUGGUAGAGAAAUUUUAUGAUCCCACAUUUACCAAACAACUUUCAGUGGCUCAGUUACGAGGAUCACUGGUAUAUGAACUUGCGGACUCUAAAAUCAUUCCUUUUAAUAUUCAAGACUAUGCAAAAGCCUUGAAAAACUAUGCAACAAGUAUCUAUAAUUUAUCCAAGAAACAUGACCAACAAAUGAGAGACCAUGGAGUAUCAUUUGACUCCUUAUUUUCUGCUGUGAACAACUUCUCAGAGGCUGCUUCAGAUUUUCAUAGAAGACUUGCACAGGUUGAUCUUAAUAAUCCCAUUGCAGUGAGAAUCAUGAAUGACCAACUGAUGUUUCUGGAAAGAGCAUUCAUUGAUCCCCUUGGCUUACCAGGGAGGCGGUUCUACAGGCACAUCAUCUUUGCUCCAAGUAGCCAUAACAAAUAUGCUGGAGAAUCAUUUCCUGGGAUCUACGAUGCUUUGUUUGAUAUUGAAAAUAAAGCAGACCCUCGUUUGGCCUGGACGGAAGUAAAGAAACAUAUUUCUAUUGCGGCUUUUACAAUUCAAGCAGCAGCAGGAACUCUGAAAGUAUUAUAGAAAGGUCUCAAGUGUCUAGCCAUUAAAGAUGCUGCUGAAACUCUGAGGAUAAAAUUCAUCUUUUCUCUGAUAGCUCAUGAAGCCAGGGUGUUCUAACAACUCGCUUUUCAUGUCAUGUUUUAAUUACAGACUUCUAUCUUGUUCAUCUUUACAAAGAGUUUUUGGCUCUUAAAACAUUCAACAAAGUGUUAAUCUAACAAAACAAAAAAUUCCUGUCAUGUGGCAGAAAAAGAAAGUAACAGAAAAUUCCCUAAAAUAAAUUAUGGCAAGGAACUUGAAUUCUCAGACAUUGCUGAGAAAAUGCUAAAAUCAAUUUGGAAGACAGUCUGGUAGUUUCUUAUAAAGGUAAACAU